AGCAUCCUUUCUGUUUUAAAUUUACGGCGUUCAAAGUUACUCUAAAUAUUAUAUUACGUAACUGCCAUGAGCAGUUGGUUGACUAGACAAAGGAGCCAACUGUGCAUCCCUUCUAGAUGUUAGUUUCUGCUUGCAUAUAUACACCUAAUUGAAGAUCAGAAGAAGAACAAGCAGAAACAAAAAUGGGUACUGUGUUUCCAGACUCCAUGGAUGUACCCUCCACCGACAAAGAAAACCCUACUGUUCAAUGUCUGGAGGAGCUUGACGCAGGAGCUUUGUUUGUACUGAAAUCAAAAGGAUCAUGGCUGCACUGUGGAUAUCAUUUGACAACUUCUAUUGUGGCUCCGGUUAUUUUCAGUCUUCCCUUUGCUCUUGCCUUACUGGGAUGGGUAUACGGAAUCCUCUGCCUAGCAUUUGCAGCUCUAAUUACCUUUUAUUCAUACAAUCUUCUCUCUCUGGUUCUGGAGCACCACGCUCAGCUUGGAAAGCGUCAACUCCGGUUCAGGGACAUGGCUACAGACAUACUUGGACCCAGAUGGGGAAAAUACUUAGUUGGCCCACUUCAGUUUGCAAUAUGCUAUGGUUCUGUGAUUGGUGGCUCUCUUCUUGGAGGGCAAUGCCUGAAGUUUGUUUACCUGCUCUACAAGCCCAACGGAGGAAUGCAGCUAUAUCAGUUCAUAAUGAUUUUUGGAGCUGUGCUACUGAUCUUUGCUCAACUGCCAUCCUUCCACUCCCUAAGACACAUCAACCUUGGCUCCCUGGUCCUCUGUUUUGCUUACAGUGCCUUUGCCGUUGCUGGUUCCAUACACAUUGGAAAUUCCAGGAAUGCUCCAGUAAAGGACUACUCCAUCAAUGGAUCUGAAGUAAACCAUGUUUUUGGAGCCAUCAAUGCUAUUUCUAUCAUUGCCACAGCCUAUGGAUGUGGGAUCAUCCCUGAAAUACAGGCAACUAUAGCUCCUCCAGUGAAGGGCAAGAUGUUCAAAGGCUUGUGCAUCUGUUUUACUGUCAUCUUGAUGACAUAUUUCAGUGUUGCAGUUUCUGGGUAUUGGGCAUUUGGCAAUCACACACAAUCAUCAAUUCUUAACAAUUUCAUGGAUGAUAAUCAGAAGCCAUUGCUGCCUACUUGGUUUCUUUUGACAACCAAUAUCUUCGCUCUUUUCCAACUCUCUGCCAUCACUGUUACCUAUAUGCAGCCAACAAACGAGCUGUUCGAAAAAUGUUUUGCUAACCCGAAGAUGGGUCAAUUUUCCACAAGAAACAUUGUACCAAGGCUGAUUUCCCGAUCACUCUCAGUGAUUACUGCCAUUUUAUUUGCUGCUAUGCUACCGUUCUUUGGAGACAUCAUGGCCUUGUUUGGAGCAUUUGGCAUCAUACCCCUGGAUUUCAUUUUGCCGAUGGUUUUCUACAAUGCUACAUUCAAGCCAUCAAAAAAGAGCCUUAUAUUCUGGGGCAACACAUUGAUAGCAGUAGUCUCAACAGCACUGGCAGCAGUUGGGGCGGUAGCAUCAGUUCGACAGAUGGUUCUGGAUGCCAAGACCUACAGUUUGUUUGCUAACAUGUAGUAGUGUUCCAAACAAUAUUGUGUAUCAGCAGCGAAGAAAAAAAAAAAAAAAACAAAACGUACAACUAUUAUUUGAUCAAGUCUACUUUACAUGAGCUCAAGUAUUCACUGCAUCUUCCCACCACCCUCUCCUCCUCUCUCAAAUCUCUCUUCCCUUUUCAUUAUUUCAGCUUCUGAAACGAAGUCCCAGGUUCACUUUAUAUGAUCAGUGAGUUCUUACUCUUCUUUACUUCUUAUUGUUCUUUCUCUGGUAUGUGUUGGGGAUGGGGGUUGGAAGGAACAAGUGGUUUAUUUUAGUGAUGGAGAAGAGGAAAUAUUUCUGGGGUUUCUUAUUGAUGAUUGUAGGUACGGU
Messenger RNA from Rubroshorea leprosula, 1913 nucleotides. The record is from the annotation of a GenBank genome assembly. NCBI's taxonomy places the organism in Eukaryota, Viridiplantae, Streptophyta, Magnoliopsida, Malvales, Dipterocarpaceae.